UCAGGUCUUAAAAAUUAGCUUGAUUGGCCACCGGAAGCGCGUUCUGGCAUCUUUGGGAGACAGGCUUCACGAAGAUCCUCCUCAGAAACCACCUCGGUCAAUAACCCUCAGGGAACCCAGUGGUAACCACACUCCUCCUCAGUUGUCUCCAUCACUUAGCCAAAGCACUUUCACUACUGGUGGCUCCCUGGACGUUCCCCACAUUAUCAUGCAGGGCGAUGCAAGGAGAAGAAGAAAUGAAAACUAUUUUGAUGAUAUUCCCCGGUCAAAGCUGGAGAGGCAGAUGGCACAGACAGGAGACUGGGGAGAGCCUUCAAUUACCUUGCGACCUCCAAAUGAAGCCACAGCAUCAACACCUGUACAAUAUUGGCAACAUCAUCCAGAGAAACUUAUCUUCCAGUCAUGUGAUUAUAAAGCAUUUUAUUUAGGUUCUAUGCUGGUAAAAGAACUAAGAGGCACAGAAUCAACACAGGAUGCAUGUGCAAAGAUGAGGAAGUGGUGGGAGAAGUCUACAGAACAAAUGAAGAAAGUACCAACCAUUGUCCUGUCUGUUUCUUACAAGGGAGUCAAAUUUAUUGAUGCAACAAAUAAGAAUAUUAUUGCUGAACAUGAAAUCCGUAACAUUUCCUGUGCUGCACAAGACCCUGAAGACCUUUCUACAUUUGCGUACAUCACUAAAGACUUGAAGACUAAUCAUCACUACUGCCAUGUAUUCACUGCGUUUGAUGUGAAUUUAGCUUACGAAAUCAUUCUUACAUUAGGACAAGCAUUUGAGGUGGCCUAUCAGCUUGCACUACAAGCACGAAAAGGGGGUCAUUCUUCAACCCUCCCAGAAAGUUUUGAAAAUAAACCCUCCAAGCCUAUUCCCAAACCACGUGUUAGUAUUCGGAAGUCAGUGCAGAUAGAUCCAUCUGAACAAAAGACUCUUGCGAACCUACCAUGGAUUGUUGAACCUGGACAAGAAGCCAAAAGAGGCAUUAAUACCAAGUAUGAAACUACAAUUUUCUGAUACAAAACUGUCCCCCUGUUCCUUGUUGUGCCUUGCACGCCAAGCAGUCACAGCACAGCCUGUCCUUUAUGGCAACGUUUCAAUCCAGCAGAGAGGAAGACUGCACUUUAUGAGUGGCCUUGUAACUAACAAAAAAAGGCUGACGGUCAUUUCUGGUGAUGUUCUUCUUCCUGCAGCACUGACAGAAGAAUGACACUAUAUGAAGACACUUAAAAUUACAGUCCACAAGAGGAGUGAGAAACCUUAUUUUUCACGCAGUUCUCCCUUGUGACUCUGCCACAGUGCUUUCUUUGAUUUCUUAUUUAAGAAUUCUACUUUUUAAAAAGAACAAAAGGUCUCUAAUCUAAUACUGAUGCUGCCUAUGAGUAGAAUAUUUAAUUGGUUUUUUAUUUAAAUCUUGGCAGUUUUUAAUUGAAAUAGAACCAGAAUUAAUAAACAGAGUAUUUAUGAAACCACUGAAUUCAUUAAUAAUUACUGUCUUGAAUAAAGAACUCAUUAAAGUGACAAGAAAUUAUUAGGUACUCUGAUUUCUGUGUGCGCUGCUUUUAUAUGUAAUCAACGGUGUCCUUUGAUCCUCUAAAGAAAUAGGAACCUCUUGCAUUGUAACAAAGGAUCAGAGUUUUAUGAAUGGUUAGAAAAAGGUAUUAAUAAUGCACAGAAAACAUUUAUUAGAUAUUUUUAUGGAAGAGAAGUACUAUAGGAAAACAUAUUAAUAUUUAUGGAAGGAAGCCAGAUUAAUUAUGACAAAUAUUGUUUAUUUUAAAGUUAAGUAAACCACUGCUAUUGCAACAUUAUGAAAAUUAUAAGAGUUGUAGCAUCAGUGCACUGGAUGUUCCGUGUGAUCAGUCUGGAAUGAAAGUGGAAUGGUUAUUCUACUACACCUACAUAGAGUUUAUGCAGUUCAACAUUGCUAUAGCCAUGAAUUCUACUAGUAUUUUUUAAAAAUAAUCUCAGUGGUUCUAAAAAAAGUCAAAACUGGAUUUUGCUAUCAAGAUUUCUGUCACAGAAAGCUUGUUUGGAAAAGUGCUGAUAAAAUUCUACUGCAAAACUUUUUCUAAAUAAAAAUAGUGAGAAAAAGAAAAAAAUUCCAAAGUAAUAAAAAUGUUUUCAUGGAACACAAUAGUUAAGCAUUUGCUUAAUAUUUGAUUGAAUAAGAUUUACUUACAUUUUCUUUGAAGUAUUUUAAUUUUUUUAAUGUCUGUGGAGUAUUUGUAUAAUACCAUGAUGUAUAUUUAUGUAGAACUGAAAUGAUAACAGUACAAAUAUCACUAUAGGAGAAAAAUGAAAUUUUAACGUAUAUUGUUCUAUCCAGUCAAAUUGUGAAUCAUUUUGAAGUUCAUUAUAGAGAUAUUGAUAAA
Molecule: messenger RNA, 2367 nt
Organism: Antrostomus carolinensis (chuck-will's-widow)
Lineage: Eukaryota; Metazoa; Chordata; Aves; Caprimulgiformes; Caprimulgidae
Product: ankyrin repeat and sterile alpha motif domain-containing protein 1B
Exons: 9
Coding region: 209-1009 (266 amino acids)
Biological process (GO): ephrin receptor signaling pathway
Cellular component (GO): cytosol
Molecular function (GO): ephrin receptor binding
Source: RefSeq, a predicted model, not a curated record